Annulohypoxylon truncatum is the source of this 1141-nucleotide messenger RNA. RefSeq lists its product as uncharacterized. The coding region runs from base 621 to 860 and encodes 79 amino acids. The transcript has 3 exons. NCBI's taxonomy places the organism in Eukaryota, Fungi, Ascomycota, Sordariomycetes, Xylariales, Hypoxylaceae. The record is from RefSeq and is a predicted model, not a curated record.
CAGGUAUGGAGUCUCACUCUAGUGCUUUCGGCUGCCAUGUGCCAAUGUCAUUGUAUUGGACUGUGCGCUUUACUAUCCCCUAUACGUCCGCCAAUGGACGGUAGGCUCCAAUUACACAGCAAGGCUAUGUUGUCAUCUAUCUAUUUGCUAGAUAUGUAUCUACAUCCACUUCUCCAUUCCCUUUCACUUUCAAACAUUGCACAUAGGAAAAAAAAAAGGUCAGACUAAGCUUAAUUAUACCAUGGAACCACAACCCCCCCCUAUUCCAAAAUCAUUUUGUCGGCAGAGUGGAAUGACCCAAACCACCGAGAACCUCGAUGUGAAGUUUGUCAUUGGAAUAGCAACUCUCUAGAGUCUUCUGCUAUGUGGGAUCUCUUUGACAACACGUUCGGGCAACUUUCUACCAUACAUAGGUAGGUAAUUGUACUUGCUGCCGUCUUGUAGCUCUUGCUGUUACUUAGGCCCCAAACCUCUUCAACGGGGGAAUCCCUCCAAGUCGAGACGAGAGGGUCUAUGUCUCAAGCGAAAAAGACGGAGGACUUUUCAUUAUUCUUUCUUCCAAGGGUCGCGGAAGGGUGGUUCUAUUUGCUUCGGGAUACUCCAGCUACCGCCAGUACACAAUGAUACCAAAUCAUAUGCCUCUUUCUUCUGGGCAAAGACCAAAUCGAACCUCAUCAAGAAUGUUGUCAACCGAAGAGCACCGACAGAUCUUCUGUCCCUACGCGUCUAGCGGAUCCCGAUAUAUCGCGCUCAGUAAUUGCUGGGUAUCUGAUAUACCCACCUGCAUAACAACCGAGUCUGCAUUGCCCGACUGUAAGAAACGUAUACUAUGGGGCAUUCUACCCAAAACUAUCCAGUAAGCCUUGAUAUUUACCCGCCAACUGAAGAUUCAAUAUUUAUGGGUCGACCGCCUCUGCAUAAUGCAAGGAAAUGAGGAAGAUUGGGUGCGGGAAUCCAGGCGAAUGUUCCAUGUCUAUAGGAACUCCUAUGUAACCCUAAAGGUUAGGGAGGGGAGCUAGAGAGAGAGAAACCCAAGUUUCUCGAUCCUUCUACUUUCGAAGAGGGGUCGGUCUUCUCGUUUAUGUUGCAGUCGCCAGCGAUAGAGAUGAUAUUCUGAGGAUAGUGAUCGAACUAUUUAAAA